AUGACAGAGGAAUUCAUAUCGCUUCUGGUCUUCAGUGUCCCGGACCUCAAACGUAUAUCUUUCGAAGAAGCUAUCCAACAAGAAUUUAGGCCUACUCGUCUUGGCGAGUGGUUUGGCCCAUCAUGGGCAACACACUGGUUUCAUGUCCAAGUCCGCAUUCCCAACGAGUUCGCUGGCGAAGAAGUUCAUUUUAUAUGGAAUGCAGAUAAUGAGGCAUUGGUCUGGAGCAUGGAUGGAACCCCUAUUCAAGGCUUUACAGGUGGAGCUGGAAGCGAUGCUCGUCACGAGUAUGUGUUGACUACAAGUGCGCGAGGCGGUGACCCUAUCCAAUUUUACAUAGAAAUGGCUUGUAAUGGCAUGUUUGGCGCGGGAAAUGGCCUCAUUGGUCCUCCUGACCCGAACCGCUUUUUCAACUUGAAUGAAUUGGACCUUGCCGUGCCGAACAAACUUGCCUGGAAGCUACUCUAUGAUUUCCAAAUCAUCUUAGGUAUGAGCAGGGAUCUUCCUCAAGAAUCGCUUCGAGCAGCACAAGCACUUCACACUGCCAACAGAAUCGUCAAUGUCUUUAGAGCCGGCGAUGACCGAACACUGGAAGAAGGCAUCCGAAUAGCUUCAGAGUUUCUAGGUGCCAAAAAUGGUGACUCGCAACAUGAAAUCACUGCGUUGGGCCAUUGUCACAUUGAUACCGCAUGGUUAUGGCCGUUCGAUGAAACUAUUAGAAAGGCUGGGCGGAGUUGGUCUACACAGAUCGACUUGAUGGAUCGAUAUCCAGAGUACACUUUUGUUUGUUCACAAGCUCAACAGUACGAAUGGGUCAAGGACAAUUAUCCAAAGUUAUGGGAACGAAUCCGCGAAAAGGUGACAGUUGGACAAUUCAACCCAAUUGGAGGUACCUGGGUCGAGAUGGAUUGCAAUAUUCCAAGCGGAGAGUCGUUGGUUCGGCAAUUCCUAUUAGGACAACGGUUUUUUGAAGAACAGUUUGGCAAGCGAUGUACCGUGUUCUGGCUACCAGACACGUUUGGAUAUUCGCCACAGAUACCACAACUAAUUCUGCAAGCUGACAUGAAAUAUUUUUUCACGCAAAAGCUUUCGUGGAACAACAUUAACAAGUUUCCUUUCACAACCUUUUGGUGGACCGCUUUGGAUGGAUCCCGAGUCAUAACCCACAUGGCUCCUUCAGAAACCUACAAUGCACAGUGUACGCCGGAAGAGUUGAUUCGAACUGUGCGUAAUCACCGUGAUAAGGAAUACACAAACUCAAGCUUGCUGGUAUACGGCAACGGCGAUGGAGGUGGUGGUCCUUUGGCUGGAAUGAUUGAACGAUUGAAACGUAUGGAAAACGUCGAUGGUUUGGCCAAGGUGAAAAUGGGUAGUGCCAACGAGUUCUACGAAAACAUUGAGAAAUCAGGGGCAGAGUUAUCGUCAUGGAAAGGUGAACUGUACUUUGAGUUACAUCGUGGAACCUACACUACUCAUGCGAUUACCAAGCGGUACAAUCGUUCUUGUGAAUUUUUGUUGCGUGAGCUCGAAAUUUUAGCUACUCUCGCCAUGAAUGCAGACCCAUAUUCAUUUGUUUAUCCCAAGUCUGAGGUUGAGCGCUUUUGGAAAAUGGUGUGUCUUGUGCAGUUCCACGAUGUCUUGCCCGGCUCUGCCAUUGAAAUGGUGUAUGAUGAUGUUUUACGGAUGCACACAGAAGUUGAUACCUUGGGUACUGUGAUGCGAGAUGAAUUGCUGGACACCGUCCUCCAACUCGACCCCAACAUCUCUGAAGGCAAAAAAGGCCUUGCGGUGUUCAACUCCUUGUGCUGGCCACGUACUGAGAUCAUUGAAAUCCCACUUGCUGAAGGAUUGCCCACCAUGAAGCAGUACUCUGCAUUUGGGCGCACCGGAUACGCUCUAGGAUACCUGCUGCAAGAAAACCCAACAUUCACACCUGUCACUUUUGAAACAGAUCGUAACAAUAAUAUCAUUGUCGACAAUAUUUAUAUCAAGGCAACGUUCGACAAGUCUGGCCACUUGGUUGGGUUACGAGACAAAGCCGGCAAUGGCCGCGAGCUCAUCAAACCUGGCGAACGAGGCAACGUGUUCACUAUGUAUGAAGAUGUGCCACUCUUCUGGGACGCUUGGGAUACGGAAAUUUACCAUUUGGAGAAGGGCAGACAGGUUGAGAAGGGUUCUGUUCAGAUUUUGGAGCAAGGUCCUCUGAGAGUAUCCUUGUUGAUUGAAAAGACGAUUUCCGAGACAAGUCGAUUGAGACAGAUUGUGGUCAUCACGGCUAUUUCGAAGCGAAUCGACUUUGAGACUGAAUUGGACUGGAACGAAAACCGCCAAUUCUUGAAAGUGGAAUUUGCUUGGAAUAUUUUGACGGAUCAGGUCACAUACGAGACUCAAUUUGGCACCAUCCAGAGACCUACUCAUUACAACACCUCAUGGGAAAGUGCAAAGUUUGAGGUCGUCGGCCACAAGUUCGCGGAUAUGUCGGAAUACGGCUAUGGUGUGGCACUUUUGAACGAUUGCAAGUACGGCUAUGCAGCUCAUGAAAACGUUGUGCGUCUCUCGCUCAUCCGUUCACCAAAAGCACCAGACCCGAACUGUGAUAUUGGCCAUCAUGUAUUCAAAUAUGCAGUCUACCCUCACGAAGGCCACUUUUUGCAAUCCGACGUCGUCGCUGAAGGCUUCAAGUUCAACGUCCCACUCCUUAGCCGAGUGGUGUCGACUGCCAAAGCUACAGCGCUGUCUGACCCUAUCUCUCAUUUCCGCAUUGAAGGAGCACCUAAUGUCGUAUUGGAUACAAUUAAACGAGCUGAAGACUCAGAUGACGUUAUCUUGCGACUUUAUGAAGCGUAUGGUGGUCACGCUACUGCUCGUUUGCUCACGUAA
Molecule: messenger RNA, 2880 nt
Organism: Umbelopsis ramanniana AG
Lineage: Eukaryota; Fungi; Mucoromycota; Umbelopsidomycetes; Umbelopsidales; Umbelopsidaceae
Exons: 16
Coding region: 1-2880 (959 amino acids)
Biological process (GO): oligosaccharide catabolic process; mannose metabolic process
Cellular component (GO): fungal-type vacuole membrane
Molecular function (GO): carbohydrate binding; alpha-mannosidase activity
Source: RefSeq, a predicted model, not a curated record